Molecule: messenger RNA, 624 nt
Organism: Punctularia strigosozonata HHB-11173 SS5
Lineage: Eukaryota; Fungi; Basidiomycota; Agaricomycetes; Corticiales; Punctulariaceae
Exons: 6
Coding region: 1-624 (207 amino acids)
Source: RefSeq, a predicted model, not a curated record
AUGAACGUUGCAUUUGCAGUCAAGUGGCAUGAAAAUAUUGCGAAUAUCACGAACCCCGUACAAGCUGCUCAGAGAACCUGGGCACACUCUCCGUAUACCAAGGUCGAGUGGGUGUCUCAGAUAUUUGAUAACGGCUACGCGUCAGCUCUGUUUCUUUGGAAGAUCAAGGGCGGGUUCCACCAUGCAGCAUCCGACUCCGGUCGCGUCACAAAUGGCUCCAUGGAUUCUUUGUCUGGGAGGUUGAGGAUGUUGUUCUGGAUCGCAUUAACUAACUUCGUGUUUCCCGUGGUAUUUAAUCUCGUUCAGAUCAUCAUCAUAUUCAGCAAGAACUCGUUCUUUGUUGGAGCAUAUAUUAUGAUGGUCAACACGUUCGUAUCUAUCCUCGGUGUUGUUUUUGCCACAGUCUGGAGCUCCUCUCUCAAGGCUCGCGGGCCAACCACAACAUUCUCAAGAUCCCAAACGGGGCGAACUCUACCCUUAAUCUUCAAACAUACUGUCACUGAUUCAGACACGCUCGGAAAAUCAAGGGACAGCAGCAAUGGGUUUGACCGAACCAAUGCGAAGGUGCCCUCAAAUUUUGACGAGAUGCCGCUUGAGACUAUUGCUCUAGGGAAGGCGGACUGA